Fusarium graminearum PH-1 is the source of this 999-nucleotide messenger RNA. RefSeq lists its product as uncharacterized. The transcript is spliced from 3 exons. Bases 1 to 999 code for a protein of 332 amino acids. The record is from RefSeq and is a predicted model, not a curated record. NCBI's taxonomy places the organism in Eukaryota, Fungi, Ascomycota, Sordariomycetes, Hypocreales, Nectriaceae. Gene Ontology annotation, cellular component: membrane.
AUGACCCAACAACCACAGGCCAAGACGGAGCAUAUUCUCCAAACACCACUAUGGAUUGUUAUUAUCCGUGGCUUUCAGUUUCUUUUCUCUCUCAUCAUUGUCGGUCUAUGUGGAUGGAUGAUUCAUGAUGCUGGACUCCCUGAAAACUCCCUCUGCAUUGCUAUUGCAGUCCUCUCCUGGAUAGUAAUCCUCUACAGUCUCUUGUCAGAAAAGCUCCCUGCCCUUCGAAGCUUAUACCACAUCAUUGCUGUACUAUGUCUCGACGCAUUGAUGCUCGUUCUCUGGCUCGCCGCCUGGGCUGCCACUGCUUCACGACGAGCCAAGUAUGUUGUGCCCGUAACCGUGGGUAACUGCUACAGUGACGGCAGUCUUAUCGAUAGCAAGAACUGUAGUGUUUUCUACAAGCGUGAUGGAGAGAAUGUCAUUCUCUUCAAGACUGGUUUGGCUAUCUUGGCUGCCAUUGCUGGAUUGGGCGCCUUGGUCUGGGUCCUGUUCAUUGUUACUUUCGUCUGGAGUCUUAUCAUGUUCCUCCGAGGACGCAAGCAGGGUCGCUUCGCUAUUGAUCUCUCGGGCUCGACAAACAACUACCAAAUGGAGCCCAAGACUGAAGCCCAGGUCAAUGUUCAGCCUCAACCUACACCAGUUGCUCCUCAAUACCAGCAACAACCUGCUCCUGGACAAUUCUCCCCUCAACAGCAGCAGCAAUACCCUCCCCAACAACAGCAAUACCCCCAAACGACACCCUCUCCAUACCAACCAGCCCAGAGCCCAUACCAGCAACAAGGCGCUUACCCUCCUCCUCCCGUAUCACCCUACGAUCCUCAACAGGGCCAGCAGCAGUUUGAGAGCCAGCAGAAUUACGCACAGUAUCCUCCUCAGCAAUACCAUGAAGCCCCCGGAACUACAUCGCCUCCUCCCCACCAAUACCAUGAAGCCCCAGGAACUACGUCGCCUCCUCCCCAGCAGCAGCCUUAUCCUGUUCAGGGUCACCCACAGUAG